This is a messenger RNA of Olea europaea var. sylvestris, 1510 nucleotides long. Its product is annotated as F-box protein SKIP8. The transcript has 4 exons. The coding region runs from base 214 to 1116 and encodes 300 amino acids. Gene Ontology annotation, molecular function: protein binding. The record is from RefSeq and is a predicted model, not a curated record. Lineage: Eukaryota; Viridiplantae; Streptophyta; Magnoliopsida; Lamiales; Oleaceae.
AUUUGCUUCUUUCCUUCCUCCGAAACCACCAAUUUCUCUCUCUCCAAACAGCACCCUAACCCUUCGUUAGGGUUUUUAGGAACGAAAAAUUGCUGAGAAGGGCAAAAAAAAUUCACAUUCAUAGCCGUCGUUAGAUAACAGGUAAUUUAGGGUUUUUAUUUUUUCUUUUCAUGUACUGCAAAGGGUUUUUCGAUUUUAUCUUAUGACUUAUGAAUGGAGAUUAUUAUUUGUGGCAUUUUCUUGACUUCUUCUGAUUUAUCAUUCUUCAUAGCCCUGGCAACUACUCUUUUUUGCUUCAUUUUUUUGGCUGUUUUUAUUCUUCGGUCCUCAAAAAAACCAAAAUUACCGUCCAGCCCUUCCGAAUUGGAAAAUUUAAAGCCCUUUGAUUGUGCAUGCGCGGGAGAGAAGAGUAGAAAUCGAAGUGGUGAAGAAAUGACGCCUGGUUUGAAUUGCGGUAAUGGUGGUGGUGGAGAGAUUGGGGAAAUAAUUGUGGAGAGGCAUACAGGGGCAUCCAUGAUGGAGCAGCUGGUGCCGGAGAUCACGACACAUGCCCUUAGCUACUUGGAUUAUCCAAGCCUUUGUCGCCUCUCAAUGACUAAUUCACAUAUGCGCAAAGCUGCAAAUGAUGACAAUGCGUGGAAGGCUCUCUACCAUAAGGAUUUUACUUUGGAACAAGACAGUUUGACACCAGUCAAUGGAUGGAAGGCCUACUAUGCUGCUACAAGAGCCAUUGUUAAUACUAAUGUCGAGUUUUUUAGAAUCAUUACAGAAAGAUCACUUCCAGCAAUGGGUCAGUUUUGGCUUAAUGUAGAUUAUGUGAAGUGUUUUCAUGCAACUGGAGAGUCCUUUACUGGUUACAAUGCAGUUAUGGAAAGCUGGCAACUCGCAUUUAGCUGGGAAAAUGUUGUUGAUUUCCAGAUUCGAGAUGUAAGAGCGCGGGUACUGACAGAUAUGGCCUGGGUUACCAUGAAAGCUUAUCUUGACAUGGAAACUGGGCCAUUCAAUGUGACUAAUGUUUAUGAGUUUCAUAGUGGGAGAUGGUACAUGGUGCACCAUCACAGCUCUGCGAUGCUCAUUCAUGGAGGUGGUGAGCAACAAUUUCUGCAGCAUGCAUGACAAGGAAGAUACUAAAGUCUAGUAUGAAAAUGAAAAUUGGUAAUUAUAAUAGGGAUCUUCAAACUUUGCAGGAUGUGACACUCGAAUCUCCAGACCUAUUUAUAGUGCAAACAGCUAUGACUCCUGUAAAAUCUCGCAGUAAGAAGAGAGAGGAAACUGUGUAUUACCAUGUAAUGGUUGCCUGUGGCUGCUGCAAGAAGGGGAAUUGAAACCUGAGGCCGAAUGGAAUCAAUUUGCUUUAUUUGAAAAGUCUUAGAUAUCUUAAUGUAUAAAAUAUUAUUAAAUUUAAUAUAUUAAUAUUGCACAGGUGCGACUCUAGUGGACCUGACAGUUUUUAGUUAUUUUUGCUGAAUUUUAAUUUCUAUAAAAAUAACAUAGAUCUUCGGGCUCUAAA